Molecule: messenger RNA, 1374 nt
Organism: Plasmodium malariae
Lineage: Eukaryota; Apicomplexa; Aconoidasida; Haemosporida; Plasmodiidae
Product: CAMP-dependent protein kinase regulatory subunit, putative
Exons: 3
Coding region: 1-1374 (457 amino acids)
Biological process (GO): regulation of protein phosphorylation
Cellular component (GO): cAMP-dependent protein kinase complex
Molecular function (GO): cAMP-dependent protein kinase regulator activity
Source: RefSeq, a predicted model, not a curated record
AUGGGCAAUGUGUGCACAUGGAGACAAGGAAAAGAAAAUUCAGGAGACCAAAGUUCACCAAGCAUGCAAGAUAAAGAUAUACAAGAACAAUUUGAAAAAUACGAACAAACAAUUAGGAGUAAUAGCAAAAAAAAUAAUUUUACACAAAAGUGUACUAAUGUUGACGAUAGUAAAAAUGAUUUAUUAAGUGAACUGUCAAUAAAUAAAAGAGAGGACGAUAAUUCAAAAGAACAGACAAUAAACAAUGAUAUUUUGGGUGAACAAGGAUCCCCCAAAAAUGAAAAUGAACUUAUGAUUUCCUUAAAUAAAAAAAAUAUAAUUAGUAAGUAUGCAUUGAAUUGCAUUUCUAAUUUUUAUGGUCCACUGCUUGAUAAUUAUGAACAAUAUUCAAGCGACGAAGACGAAACUGAGUGCCUUAGCGAAAUGGACAGAAAAGAGAUGGAAUUAAAAGAGUCGGAUUUGGUCAAUUUGAACGCUAGUCAGGGUAAAAGGAUGUCGGUCAGUGCUGAGGCUUAUGGUGAAUGGAACAAAAAAAAAGAUAAUUUUGUAGCAAAGGUAUAUAAGAAGGAUGAACAUGAAAAAGCCAAAAUACGUGAAGCGUUAAAUGAAUCAUUUUUAUUUAAUCAUUUAAAUAAGAUGGAAAUGGAAACAAUCGUUGAUGCAUUUUUUGAUGAGAAUGUUGAACAAGGUGUAAAUAUAAUAAAUGAAGGAGACGAUGGAGAUUUAUUAUAUGUAAUUGAUGAAGGAGAAGUAGAAAUAUAUAAAACAAAAGAAAAUGGAAAAGAAAUUUUAACCAUAUUAAAAUCAAAGGAUGUAUUUGGUGAAUUAGCUUUAUUAUAUAAUUCGAAAAGAGCUGCAACAGCUAAGGCUUUAACAAAAUGUCAUCUAUGGGCUUUGGAUAGAGAAUCCUUUACAUACAUAAUAAAAGAUAAUGUUGCUAAGAAAAGACAAAUGUAUGAAGAUGUGUUAAAACAAAUUACUAUAUUAAAAGGUAUGGACCCUUAUGAGAGAUCAAAAGUAGCUGAUUGUUUAAAAACAAAAACAUAUUCUGAUGGAGAUAUAAUUAUAAAUGAAGGAGAACAAGGAGAUACAUUUUAUAUAUUAAUUGAAGGAAAUGCUACUGCCUUAAAAGAUAAUAAAGUUAUUAAAACAUACAAUAAAGGAGACUAUUUUGGUGAAUUAGCUCUUUUAAAAAAUCAACCAAGAGCUGCUACUGUAAAGGCGCAAAACACUUGUCAAGUUGUCUACCUAGACAGAAAAAGUUUUAAAAGACUUUUAGGGCCAAUAGAAGAAAUAUUACAUAGAAAUGUAGAAAAUUAUAAGAAGGUCUUAAAACAGUUAGGGUUAGACACCACAUGCAUUGAAGGGAACUAA